Puccinia triticina is the source of this 5049-nucleotide messenger RNA. RefSeq lists its product as uncharacterized. Gene Ontology annotation, cellular component: Ski complex. Gene Ontology annotation, molecular function: protein binding. The transcript is spliced from 6 exons. Bases 1 to 5049 code for a protein of 1682 amino acids. Lineage: Eukaryota; Fungi; Basidiomycota; Pucciniomycetes; Pucciniales; Pucciniaceae. The record is from RefSeq and is a predicted model, not a curated record.
AUGUACAGAUCCGACAUCGGUCUCCAGACUCCGUAUGAACACACACCUCAGCCAGACAGCACCACAACCUACCCAACACUCCUGGAAGAGACAACCUGGGCGAAGAAGGUGUUUUCAACGAGCAUUAUGUAUUUACAUAAUACUCAGUUUGAAUUUUUCUUCACAUCUUGGAGCAUCUUGGAUGUGAGGUGCGAUCGAGCUAAAUCAGCCCCGUCGAGUGGCCCGAAGCGGUCGGGAGUCACCGCCCGACCACCCGAUGGGACACUCCGAGGGGCUGAUGGCGUUCGCAACCACUUGACCGGGGCCCAAGUUAUUCAAGGCAUUAUCAUGGCGACCCUUAAAACUCAUUUGAAGUCAGCUCGGGAUGCAAUUACUGCCAAAGACUGGGAGAAAGCCCUCGCGUCGGCCGAGGGGGCAUUGGCGAUCGACAACCAAUCGUAUAGCGCUUACGUGUUCUUGGGUGUAGCUCAGCUGAACUUGAAGAGAGUAUCCGAAUCUGAGGCUGCCUAUCGAGCAGCAAUCAAAAUCGAUCAAGUUCAGCCUCUCGCCUGGCAAGGCUUGAUUUCCCUGUACGAACAACAACAUGACAUCGAUCGGCUGAUCGCCGAUGCCCAGAGCCUAAUGCACAUUUGGAAAGAAAAGGGUGAAGCUGAGAAGCUUGGGUUGUUGAUGUUGAAGAUGAUCACUCUUCCUCAAAAAUCACGUAAGCAGUCUGUCGCUGUACUGUCUCUCGUCUUGGGCGACUCGCCAUUUCAUUCGUUACUAUCAACGCUUCCCGAACCGGAUCAUACCAAUCCCGAGGCAUCACCCCUUCUCAAACUUCAACUCAUGCUUGCCAACACAUUGCCGACGUUGCAUGAAAUAAUUGAAUUGGUUCAAACUGAACAGGACGAGACUAUCUCUCGCGAAAUCUCCAAAAGACGUACUCGAUUAACUUCGGUCCCUAAGACUGCCGCCCAAACUAGAGCGGAGGUUAUAAACGAAGUCUAUCCUUCAAGCCUACUUCCUCAAUAUUGGCAGCAAGUAUUAGAUCAUCCUCUCGCUGGCGAUGAAACCAGAAGAGAAGUCGAAGCAAAGUUGUUGGCGUUUUAUAUCGACUGGCUUGAAUCUUUACCCUCUCCAUUUGCCGAUGAAAUACCCAACUCAACCAAACGCAUCGAAACCGGCUCGACAGCCGAAUCACACGCUUCUUCCAGGCUAAAAAAACAGGAAGCUAAAGAUUCCAUUCGUCAUAAAAUCGAAGACUUGGCCCAAGGGCAAGCGAUUCUCAGAAUUUCCAAUCAGAAGGCUUGGGAUAUUGUACUUGAUUGGGGCGAAGUUCUGCCUGACGGCCAAUCAACGGAUUCCUAUGGCUUCCUAAAGAAUCUUCCCGAUGCAAUGCCUGACGCGCCCCUAUCGACCCUUGUGCGAGCCUUCCAGCAAAUUCAUAACGAAGCGGAAGAGGAAGAAGAUGUCGCCUUUGAGGAUCCGCUUGAGCAGAUUGAGCUUUCUUUUGAAGGGGCUCAAGACCACUCUAUAUUAUCCCAUGUCCUUGCUGCGUCGGUGUACUUCGACUUGAAAGAGUGGUCAACAGUCAUCCAAAUAGCCCAAGGAGGUCUCACCAAAUUGACCAAGCUGGAAAAAACAAUUGGGAAACGGCUACCAACUUUAAAACGACGGUUGACGAUUCACUUGGCUUGUGCUCUCACUUAUGAAAGCCCACCUGUUCACCAUUUACGUGCCACUCGCUACUUGGAUGCAAUCUUAUCGGAUGAACCGAACAACGGGCAUAUCUUGAUGGCCAAAGCGUGUGUCCUACGGCAUAGCAAACAGUGGAAGCUGGCUAACGAUUUUUACUCGCGUUCUCUUGAAGCUUUGCCUCACUUGACUUCUCAGGAACGGCUUGAGAUGCGAUUACAACAGGCUUGCUGCCUUUUUGAAAUCGGCAACAUAAACCUCGCGAUGCAGAAUCUGGAGCAAAUUGUUGAAGGCUGUGAAGAACUAGUUGAAGAGGAUGCAGAUAACCAAGAAGCUAGUCAUACUCUUGCUCAAACUUGGUAUCGUUUGGGAAGAUGUAAAUGGGCUCAGAGUCACCCAGAGGAUCAAAAUUGCGCAGGAUCUGAUGCUAGUGACCUCGAAGAAAUCAAGCAUGGCGCCUACACUUGUUUUAUCAAAUCAAUCAAAUGUGACACUUCGAUUGCUUCUUCCUUCACCUACCUUGGAUUAUAUUACGAUGAACAAAAUGAUCAUACUCGGUCUUCAAAAUGCUACCAAAGAGCUUUCGAACUGGACGCUACGCAGGAAGUCGCUGCUUUCAAAUUAGCGUCGGAGUUUGCGGAUAACAGACAAUGGGAUCUUGUUGCAGUUGUGACGAAGCGACUCCUUUUUGGAGGUGUCUCGGAAAAGAUUCAAUUCAACUCCGAAGAAGAUGGACCGACCAACUUGAUAAAUCUUGCGAGCUAUCAACAGCACGUCUGGGCGUGGAAGGCAGCUGGAGUUGUUGAGCUGAGCGAAGGGAAAUAUACCGCUGCAAUCAACACGUUUCAACGUGCUAUCCGAUGCUCUCCUAACGAUCAUCAAAUCAUGUUAAAAUUGGGGUUGGCUUACCAAGGCGCUGGAAAACACGUCGCCGCUCUUAAAUCUUUUAUUGCCGCUCGUCAGCUGAUCGACAAGUCAGUUGAAGAGACUUCGCCACCCGAUUCAGGAGGCUCCUCCGCUUGGUACGUAGAUUAUUGCAUUGGCGAUUCUCAGCGGCAACUCGGCCUCCUCGAACCUGCUAUCAAAAACUUGGGGAAAAUCGUCGAAAACCGACCCGAACAGCUCGGUGUCAAGGUCAUUUUGGCUGAGACGAAAUAUACCAUGGGCCUGAAGAAUUCUGAAAAGGGGGCUUUCGCUGAAGCUGAAUGUGAACUGACUCAAUGCCUGGAUAUUGUUCGAGAUGUCCUUGAAAAAACUAAAUCUAGAUUAGUUAUUAAAGCCGGCUGGAAGAUUGCCGGGAACGUAUUCGCCGAGUUUGCUCGGUGGAACCGCACCAUUCCCAUGACCACUUUUCUGGUCGAUGCAGGCGAAAGCGACUCGAAUGAACAACUAAGGGCCCACCUUUCGUAUUUUGUCAAUCUCGCAGCAAAGAUGAAUGUCGAUAAUAUCCUGGCGAAUGUCAAAUCUGUCAACUGCCUGGAGACGAGUGCGAUUCUCUCGGAGAAUGGCUCUCCUGGAAUAUUUCUUUUGUUAUCCGCUCUCGCCUUUAAAGUUCGGCUGGUCAUCGAGCUAUCAGAAAGUCAGAAGAAUAGUGCGGCGGAUGCUUGGUCUGAUCUGGCGAUUGCAUUAGGAGGUCUCAGUAGAUGGCUUGAUUCGACUUUAAGCAAGACUUCGUCAAGCGACCCUUCGAGCUUCUUUAAAACUCAAAUGGGCCCACAGGCCACUUUAUCUGAAGCAGUGCACUGUAUCAAAGCUGGCCUGCAGAUGAACUCCUUCAGUUCCGGAGCCUGGAAUACCCUCGGUGUCUUAACCUUCAAUCUUAAUCCCAGGCUCUCUCAACAUGCAUUUAUCAGAUCCGUCGAGCUUGUGCCGAAGAACCAUAUCGCUUGGACUAACCUUGGCUUCUUCUAUGUGACCCAUUCUGACUUGGACCUGGCGAACCAAGCUUUUGAAAGAGCUCAGUUAAUCGAGCCCGACUGGUCGUUAUCUUGGAUGGGCCAAGGUUUGAUAGCUUCUCUAAAUGGCCAACAACAAAAAGCCGGCGAGCUGGUUGAACAUGCUUACAGUCUGUCUCUUGGAAGUAUCACUACAAUCGAGUCUUGUUACGCCACGGUUACGUUGAAGACGUUUACCAACGAUGCACCAAAGUCGUCACAGCACACCAGCACGCUGAUUGCUCCGAUGUUAGCUGCCGAAAAGUUAUUGAAACGAUAUCCGAAGGAUCCAACUUUCUUGAAUCUGCAUGCGCUUAUUUCAGAAUGUUUAGGAAACUUCGACGAGGCUGCUCAAAGUUUGGGAAAAUCAGCCGAGCUUUUGGAGGCAGUCUACGAAGUGACAGAGUCAACUGAAGUUGAACGACGGUACAUGUUGGCAAACUUGAAUUUAGGUCGAAUUCGGUUGCGUCAAAAAGAUUACGAAGAAGCUAUCAGUGCACUGGAGACAGUUCUUAGCUUGAGGCCUCCAUUUGAUAAGAAUACCGAAACAAUCGAAUGUGCUCUUCAAUCAACAGUGAUCCGAGUCCAAGCGGCCUGUCAGAUCGCAAUGGCCCGAUACUUUUCACAAGAUGCUGAACAGUGUCUGGUUGGCCUUGACAAAGCUCUUCGUGAAUUGCACGGUAUUCAGCUGGACGAAUCAUUAGGACUUUCUAAAGAGUUGGCGCCCUAUUCAUCUGCUGUAUCAGGAAUCAUUGCCAGGGUACUCUGGGCACAAUCAAAGGAAUCGAAAGCUAAAGAAAUGAUAUCAGACGUGAUUUUAAAGAAUUCAUCCGAAAAGUUCAUCGAUUACGAUUUGAUCAAUUCCUUGUUGGCCAUUACAAUUCUUGAAGGAGGAUCGGACGAAGCACUCCAGACGGCUCUCAACACCACAGAUGAAUCCAAUGGCGAAUCAACGGAACAAAGUCUGGGGAGCGGGGAACAAGUGCCAGUCCAUGAGUCGAUGGAUGAAGCCCAGAUUCAUAGGAAGGCCAACGUAGAAAUCAUAUCAAGACUUGAAGAAUUGAUUCUCCGAACUACACGGAACAAAAGGAUCACGCGGGAUACCAAAUCAGAAACCAACACGAUACUCAACUUUUUGGAGUUCACGAUCAAGUUAUUAGACGAGCGCCCAAGCCACAAUGGACAUGCUUUCGUCAAAUCCUUCGAGACUGUCAAGGAGAUUUUGGGCAGCUGCAUUAGGGAAGUGAGGGAAACUGAGGCCGACAAGCAAUUGAUUAAACAGCGAGCUAUCAUUUUCAAAUCUUUUGAUGAGCAACUCGCCGUUUCGGAUCUCGCCGCAAGCAAUGAAGAUCAUUCCGACCAUCCAGGGGGCCAGACUGGGGAUUUCAUCGAUGAAACUACGAUCUCUUUGGCUGAUCAGUUGAAUUUCCUCGUUUAA